CCGCCGGAGCGCGGAUCCUCGGAGCAUCCUGUUGCGUUGUACGGGAGGAGCUGAGCCCGAGGGAUGAUGAGCUCCUCGCUCGGAACAAUGGCUGCGCUGCCGAGGCUGCUCUGCGCUUCUUCGGCCGCUUUGGUCGUUUGGGCUGGUUUUUGUUCUGCAGUAUGUGUUGAAGUUCCAUCAGAGACAGAGGCAGUCCAGGGGACGGACAUGAAGCUGCUCUGCAUCUCCUGCAUGAAGAGGGAAGAGGUCACAGCCAGCACAGUGGUGGAAUGGUUCUACAGGCCGGAGGGUGGCAAAGAUGAACCCAUCUACGAGCACAGGAAAAUGAAUCACGAGUUUCCAAGCCGCUUCAGUGGUCGGAUACAAUGGAAUGGAAGUAAAGACAUGCAGGAUGUAUCCAUCACUGUGUUAAAUGUCACCUUGAAUGAUUCGGGUAUCUACACCUGUAAUAUCACCCGGGAGUUUGAGUUUGAGAUUCACCGGCCUCUCUUCACAAGCUCCAGAUUGAUCCACCUCACCGUGGUGGAGGAGGCUGGAGAAGACUUCACCUCAGUCAUCUCUGAAAUCAUGAUGUACAUUCUGCUGGUCUUCCUCACCUUGUGGCUACUGAUAGAAAUGGUCUAUUGCUACAGGAAAGUCUCUAAGGCAGAGGAGGCUGCCCAGGAAAAUGCGACAGACUACCUUGCAAUUCCAUCAGAAAACAAGGAAAACUGUGCUGUGCCUGUAGAGGAAUAACAGAGAGGUAUCUGCAGAGUGCACAGCACCAAGGGGCUCUGAAGACAGAAGGAUCACGUCAUGCCAGCCAGGUUUGAGGGGGAGCUCUACGCCAUCAGGAGGAAAUACGGGGAAGUGUAAAUUCUCUUCCAUUUGCCUUGGACUCUGUACAGCCUUGACUUUGGCCUCAUGACUCCAUUCUGAGCUGCCAGCCCAUUUGUUACAGGACUCUCCUUUUGAAGCAUGCUGAGCAAAGGGCACAGGGGGUGUGGGCAGCACGGCUCCUUCCCAAGUUUCAGUUCCAUCAUCACGUUAAUGGCUUUGUAACUGUUAAUGUCAUUUCUUAGCUGCUAUCACCACCUUUAUUUGCAAAAUAUGCUAGUUCUCCAUUGCAGACAUAAAGGGUAUGUGUAUUGUUACUCUGACCUGCAGGACUGGGAAUAUCUUCAUCUUAAGGUGAUGAUGUUCCACCACAGCCCAGGAUGUGACUAUAGGUGUUAAACAGGAAGAGUUUAAUUAGUGUAGUUGUUGCUCAGUAAGUUCCUUUGGACUUUGGGCUGCCAGGGUAGAUGCAGAGUAGCAUGAGAACUAUAAAUGCAUUCAAACAGAUAAAAAUGUGUAGCAGAAAGAUGAGUCCCUGUGCUAUGGUCACACCUGCUUCUGAAGGAGGGAGCUGAGAAUAUAAAUCCUGAAGUACUCCUAAUUUGGGAGGCUGCAUAACCAGGUUUACUCCUCCAGCAUACAGAGACACAGUGAUAGGAAUAACCUGUGGAGCCGUGUUCAGCAACCACAGGGGAGCCAGUAAGACAAGGUAUGCCUUUAACAUAUUUCUGGGGGAUGCUCUGAAAGGAAGAACAGGCAAGGAAAGUAACUAGGAUGCAUAGCCCUCUGAGUGGGACACGGCUUUGUAAAAUAAUCCUUGCAAUUGUGAUGGUCGUCUUAUACUGUAUUGCAGCACCACCCAGAGGAAUAGAAAGAAAAUGCUCGUUUUUCCCUAGUCUGCAGUAAUUCUGUUUUGUGAUUAGUCACCGAUUUGAGUAGUCAGUAUUCAUUGUAAAUGACACAUUUCUGCACAGGAAAUACCCUGUAAAUUCAAUGGCACCUAUGCAAAUUUACCUUCUCAAUCUUAGUGGCUUAAGCAGAGUGCAAUUAGUUUGCUGGCUUCGAGUGCAGAUCACUUGAGCACAACCACCAGGAUUAUGAGGGGAAAAACAGGCAGAAAUAUUGGCCAGGGCGAAGUUGUACUUUAGGAUGAAGUGGGGAAAGAUUGAGGGGUUUUUUUUCGUAUGGGAGAUGUUGUUACAUCCCUGCUGCAAUGGAGCCUUUAUUGCUUGCAAGAGCUGACAAAUUUUGCUACACCGACUGCUUCUAAGUACUCUGAAGUGCUUGUGAAUCUCAAGGCAUGCUCUGUACAUACGGGAUUUCCCCUGCUUAUGUUCUGCUGCAGUUUGUGUUGCUAAAAACCAUAGAAAUGUCUCCAUUUGUAAGUCAGGUCCAGGCCGGAUUUCUAACUGGCCGUUGUUCAAAAUUCCCUUUUUAAGAGCAAGUUUCAACUUUAGCCAGCUGUUACAAUGCAGUUCACAGAGCUGAGUCUGGCAACCUGAGCACGUUUUGCAGCUGAAUCACGCUUGUAGUCUGGGGCACCUUAAACUCUAAUACCCCCAAAUGCCUCCUCUUCUCAUUCUGCUGGGUGUCUUCAUUUUCCCUAGGCCAUCUUGCCUGGCCUCAGGGCAUUUGGGGGCAUAAUUCUAACUCUAGAUCCACAGAAACAGAGGAGCUGGCCCUGCAGUUUCCGUCGCUGAUCAUGGCACUAACACCCAGGGUGAUUUUUAGGUAAGGCCAUUAAACCCCUCUCCCACUUCAGCUGUGUUCCUCCCAGCCCUCGUGAAGUGCUGAUAACCUUCUGAUGGUACAACGUUGAGCCAAAAGAAAACCAAAAAAAGGUGUAAACAGUUUCUUGAGAGCUACCUCGGGUGGUAAGGGAGGGCUGUCCUGUAGUCCUGCACCUUGUGCUAUUUUACACACAUCUUCUUUAGAUGCUUUUUUGGACACAUCUUUCACUUUUCCAAUUCCUGCAUCUGACUAUUGCCCUGUGUUGUCCUAGAUGGGAAAAUGGUGUCUAAAUUUUGCUCAGGAUUCCCACAGUGAAAAAAAAAGGUUGGUGUAUUUCAAGGGCAGCAUUAAAGGCAGGUUAUGUCCUGGUUGGGAUCUGAAGAGACCUUCUCUGUGUAUCUGGAAAUGAUAGAAAAGCCUAGAAGCAGGCAGGACAAUAAAAAGAACAAAGCACUCACAAGUCACACUGUGGUUUGAUAGACUUUUUUGUUUAAUUUAUACCGUACUUCCAUUGUUCUAGCUACUUACAUGGAGUUUUGGCUGCAUAGCCUUUACAGUUCCUAGGUUCUAGCAGGUAAGUUUCAUCAUCAUUUUCUCGCGUUUUGCGCACAGCGCAAACCUGAUGACAGUUAAACAACUCCUAAAACAAAACCACGGGUCCUCCCCCGGCCCACCCUGAAGUUCACAUCACUGCUGCAGGCUGUGGCCAACAGCCUCUGCUUCCCGGGUGCUGAUAUCCAGAAGGGAAGCCCACACCCAUGGGUGUCGGUGUGACCGUUUCCCUCGCCUCGCUGACAAGAGGAGAUCCUCAUUCAUCUGCCAUUAAGGGCAGCAAUUGGGGGUUGCAGGAUCUGGGGCUCAGGUGGGCAGAACACACUCCAGGGUGUUUAGCAGCUUUACCCAGCCCUGGAGCAUGUGAUGAGAUGAACUGCUGUGAGAGUGACGACGUCCCAGAGGUGCCACAGCCACACAGUGCCAGUCCUGGUGGUCAGAGAUGUACGCUGCGAUGGUUCUGCUGCUCCUCCCUCUGCUCUGAGCUCGUCGGGCCAAGAGCCAGGUUAGUGCUGCUGUAUCUGCUCUGCUAAGUGCUAUUUCAAGGGAGGUGGGCUUGCAAAGACUGGAAUGCACAUGUGUGGCGCAGUCUCCACCUCUUCGCUGGGUAGAGCUGUUUUGCAACAGCCGUUCUCCCACCUCCUAAUGCUGCUGGGGCAGUUUGGGCCGAGUCUGAGACACGACCAAGCAGCUGUAGAACCUGAGCUGCACAUUUGUUUUAUUCCCUACCGAUUCUUGGAGUUUGGGUUGGGGAAGGGUGGCCAUUUAACGUUAGCAAUGGAAUUGGCCUACAUGAGUGAGGUAACAGAAACGGCCAGAGGAGGUUACCUCCCUGAGCCAUGUGCAAAUAUCACUCCUUCCACAGAAGGAAGUCUUUUCCCUACUGAAAAAUAAAAUAAGGAAACAAACAAAACACAUUCGCUUAAAGGGCAAACAGACAGCAUCAAGGGAAGGCAAGCAGGGACAGCACCAGGUCAGUCCAUCCAUGACAAAGGGAAUGAUUGUCUGGCAGCAGAGGUGUGUGGGAGAGGAAAAAGCCAUAGCAAGCGCUGCGAAAGGUGUGGGAGGGGGAAGCAUGGCACACCAGGAUCCAUGCAGAGGUUGAAGCCCAUGCUGUCUGGCUAGGUCAGGGAAUAAUCUCAGUCGGCAGUCAGUAAAGACAUGAGGAUAUUAUUUGGCCAGUGUGCACAUCUAAAAAAGAAAGGUAUUAUGGCACAAAGAGACUCGUGCAGGGGAGGGUGCAAAGCACAGAGAUCAGAGCAUGCCAGGCAGAGGGAACGGGCCAAAUAGGCAGCACAGUUACACCUCAGCAACUACGCUGACACGAAUGUUUUGCAAGCUACUUACCUCGGGUGCUUUGGUUUAAGAGUCUCUGUUUUGAGUAUUGUUUUUAAGCAAGCCCCUACUGGAUAUUUAAACUAGUGCUGAGACUGAAAAGACCAAGCCAGAAUCUACACAAGCCCACCACAAAACCUCUCAAUGGCAGCAGACCCUGUGAGCACAUACCUCAAAGUUUUGCCAACACAGUUCUGCCAGCUGCCCUGAGAAACAUGACAGAAUUGCCCCUCCUGCCCCGAGCCAGCAAUGCUGUGAGCACCAAGCACUGCAGCUUCAGUUCUGUGCCACUUUCAGCAUUCUGUGGAACCAGAAAUUUCUAGCUUUUAAAUUAGAAAGUCGUCAACCUGCUGUUCUGGUUGGGAAAAGGAAACUUAGAGCUGCCUGGUUGUAUGCUGGAAAAUGGUUAGUUUGGUACAUACCUCACCUGGGAGCAAGCAUGGGAAUGCAACUAGGGAUGUUCUUACAGAGAAGAGCAUGGCCUCUUCGCAGUGGUAGCAGAGUAGGACUCAGCAUGUUAGUUAGCCACAUGGUAAGAAGGAAUACCUACUGGGGUCAGAGCCUCUUCCCAGGUCACUGUAAUAGACCUGGAGACCAGCAUUCACAGAGGAGUUUGUAUACGUGUGAACUCGCAUUCUAACUUGAUGUAAAUCAACUCUAUGUAAAUGAACCCAAGAGGAAGAAGAGUCCCAAAAGUUUUCCCACUCUUGAGUAGUAUGGAGAGAACCACCUCAGCCUGGAGCUCCUUCCUGGUGCUGGGGGGGGAUACAAGCUGCAGGCUGCUCUGUCUCCUCUAUACAGGUGCUUCUGAAAUACAGAUCUGAGAAGGCAAAGCUAGCAGGAAAGGAAGAGGGAUAAAGGCCAUGUGGCAAGGAAGGGCUGCACUCAGCACAGCCUGCACAUAUGCACUUCUGAGUAGCACUUCUUACAUGCAGCCAAAAUAUGAGGCUUGCAGAUGUUUCUUUUACUCAGCUUUGGUGUACUGCAUGCCUACCUGUCACAGAAAUCAUUGCAGAGCAUAUCCAAAAGGUCUCAUCUUAAGUACUGGCACUGUGUUCCCAGUUGCAGAUUGGAAAAUGAACUUUCUACUGGCUCCUAUAAAGGUGGGUAAAAGCAUAUAUGGGUAGGCUACAUAGUUUUGUGCUGAGGGGAUGAGCAGGCUGAAGUCUGUCCCCAUCUACAUCCAGGUGAGCUCCUGAAACAAAUGGUCUGUCUGAAGGGGAAAGUGCUCAAAUUCACCUUGAGCUCAUCCCAGAUGCCAUAAUCCAAACAUUUCCUUCUAGGUAAUCAUUAAAAGGUAUGUGUUUAUUAAAAUCCUAUCAAGCUAGGAUUAGUGAUGUAUUCUCCUACAGAAGCAGGUGACAUAGACAAACUGGCAAGUAGAGCUUCGUCAUCUCCCUCCUGCUGAUAGGUAGCAUCUUACUUGGCACAAAUCAGGCCACUCUGUUGGCAUGAAUGCUCACAUUUGGCUGGAGCCAUGUUUCUUUGACAGUCUCUUUUGUAGCUGCCAAAAUUCAGCACAUCCAAACCAGCUCCACUUGCUGGACAGAUUAUUUAUGUCAAACAUGUUAAACUCAGUUUAAUCUGCAGGUAAAAUGAACAGUAGUGCUAAUGAACAGCUGCCUGUGUGUAACAUUAAUUUGUCUUCAAGCCCAAGCCCGAGGAAGCUGUACCAGUGGGAACAGCCAGAAUCACCGCAGUCUGCGGAGAUGCUGCAGAGAAAGGAGGAUGCACCAAUGAGCAAAGGGAUUUCUUGCCUCCAUAACUAGCAAGAGAAUGUGCCAAUUAGAGCAAGAGACCAAUGGACACAUGAGACCUGCACCAUUUCUUGUGGGGAACACACAGCUGAUUCCUCCCUGCCAUCUAGGAGGUGGACAUGGCCUGGUUCUGAACAAAGGUUCUGGACAAAGAUGGAGACUUGAGCACAUCACCUAACCUACCGGGUUGGCUCAGAAGUAAAGAUGAGAGCUAAGAGGUACAAGCAAAAGGAUCUCGCAGACCAGGGAUGAGAGGCUGGCCAGCAUGGCAGCAAAUUGCAUUUCUGCUCCAAGAGACGUAGAAGAUGAUUGCCAGGGAGACCCGCUCUCCACAGACCUACAGCAAUUCCUCUGGAAGCCUCCUCUCCAAAUGGGGGAUCAUUUUGUAAGGGAUUGACGGUGAUUGCCAAAACCUCUCUGCCCUGAAGCCAGCAAGUGGAAACGUUUCCGUUUCUCCUCUGGAUCUGACCCGAAGUCCCGGGACCCGAUGCCAUUCUGGAGAUUUAUUAGUGAAUCCUUCAUCUGCAAGACAAGAAACGUCUCCAAUGUGCUACCCUGAAGGUGACAGCACUUUGGGAUUUCCUUCCUCAUCGGUGCCUCCUCCAUCCAUCUAAGUAUUGAUACAAUAAACAUCUGUUUUUUGGGACUUGUGUAGCAGGGCUGGGCAACCGACAGGGCAAUCAGGAGGUGGGAGCCAGUGAGGUAACAAAUAAGGGUCGAGCAGAGUGAUGCACAGGGUAACAGGCACUCACCUUAGGGAACAGCAGCUUCUUUCAUUUAUGAAUACCAUUCCAAGCUGCCUGGUGUCUUAGCUGUUCUUGAGGGAAUGGGUUCUAAAACGGCUGCAUCUGUGCUGUGUAGGGCCUGUGCCUUUGUCCCUGUAAGCUACAUACGACCCCAGAGUCAAGGAGAAAAAUUCUGCAUUGCAAACAGUGUGCCAAGGUCUUUAUAGCACCCUCUCAGAUGCCAGAGACUAGAUACAAGCUGUGUUGUCUAAUAUAAGGCUUUGGCCUUGCAGGAUUUUCUCCUUGACUUGUCUGGAUGCCUGUGAGAUGAUAGAGAACCCAUCUGUAUAGCCCUUGGGACCUCCUGCCCAACCCAGUGGCAGAAGACUGACUUAAAGGGAGAUGGGACAGAGGCAAUGCACCUGAUGGGCUGCAGUGGUCCAUGUAAGGCUGAGGGAUUGCAGGUGAUGGGCUGGGAGGACACGGUGACUGUCUGCUCACAGUGCUGCUAGGAUGUGUGGUCUCACCUGGUCUAGAAGCAUCACAGAGGAUUUGAUGAUCUCACGCCAUUUUUGUAGCUCUGAAUCAUGAUACUUCUGCUGAGAUUCUAGUAACUGGGCCCAUUCUGUCUGUGACUGGGGUAACCUGCCAAGCAGAAUAGGAGCAGGAGUGAAUCUGGGGAAACUACUUAGGCAAGGAUGAGCAAAGUGGACCAGCAGGUGAGGGGGUGGUAGAUAGCAUCAGUGUCUGUUAAAUCCUCACACUUGAAAGAAGCAAAUUCUCUUAACAUUUGCCUAUCACUGCUACCUUAACUGUGGUAAUUAGGAGCAAAGGUGUCUUUUGCAGAAGAGCUGUAGUGUGUUGGAACCAAAUGCCUAUGUGCCAGGGGGGCAGUGUGCUGUCACUGCCUGGGAGAUGAGUACAGCAGGACGUAGCACCAUGACACUGAUGGGGAAUGCAAUGUAACACAGCUGGACAGGUAAUCCUGAACAGUUUCCAUAUUUUGGGGGGUGGUUUUUUUUCCUGCUGUGUCAGUCUUAAUGUCAGAUAUUCUUUAUCUCUUAAUUACUGUCUCCUCUUUUCAGGCCUAAUCAAUCCUCCAGAUGCAAGCACUCAAGCUACUGAUGAGAAGAUCCCCAGGACUGGCUGCCCUGAGCUGCAAUUCAGGGGCUCAAGCAGGUGCAAGCAGUGUGCCUGAAUAGCAGGUGGAGUUUGCCUGGGCUAAGGUGAGGAUAAAUCUCCAUGGAGCAUAAAGAUGUGAGGAGGAACAGAGUCAAGACAGUUGCAGGAAGACUUCAGGGCAUAUCAGGGCCCUUUUUGCACACUUCUCCCUGGAGAGGUACUUUGUAUGCCCUCAUCUAACUCUAUUGCUUUGUCUUGGGCCUCACUGGUUUCUAAAGGUAGGUAAGCUUGUAGAUAAGCUUUGGUCUUCUGCUGGGUGUCUCUUCUUUAUUCUCUUGGGCUUUGCUUAUCUGUAAAACAACUAAAUCAUUGCUUUGUCUUCAACUUACCUCUUAGAAUCCCUCCUCUCUUAGCUAUUGCCUGUCUUAUACCUCUUAAGCUUUACAGGAUGUAGUGGAGAUUUUCAUGUGUCCUCCCUGGAAACUGAGUGGAUAGCCUUCCUAUGGCUAUAACCUCUCAGAUAUGUUUGUUUUUUCUCCUAGUGCUAUAAUUUAACAGAGGUUCUUCUCUUAACUUAGCACCCACUGCUCAUUUGCUAUUGCUGACUGCUUCAGGGAUGCUCCUUGUUUUGCAGAGAUUUAUCCUCACCUUGAGCCAGUCGUGCUUCACCUACUUGCCUGGUUUGCUGCAGCCUCUCGGUUGUGAGUAGCAACCUGUCCUGGUGAUCUUUCCAGGAGCUCAAGCUUCCCAGGAGCUUGAGUGCUUGCAACUGUCCUGCUCAAGCAGCUCCAAACAUGGAUAUGAAGCAAAGACAUUUAAAAUAUAACAACAAAAAGCUACUGCAAUUUAAAAAUGGAUGCACUCUCAAUCUCUAAUAAAUAGCUGUCUACUUCUAA
Molecule: messenger RNA, 8934 nt
Organism: Centrocercus urophasianus (Greater sage-grouse)
Lineage: Eukaryota; Metazoa; Chordata; Aves; Galliformes; Phasianidae
Gene: SCN3B
Product: sodium voltage-gated channel beta subunit 3
Exons: 11
Coding region: 64-735 (223 amino acids)
Biological process (GO): ventricular cardiac muscle cell action potential; regulation of heart rate by cardiac conduction; sodium ion transport
Cellular component (GO): voltage-gated sodium channel complex
Molecular function (GO): sodium channel regulator activity
Source: RefSeq, a predicted model, not a curated record